AUGGCUACUGUUGCCUGUGAAAUGAGAAAAUAUGCAGUGGUAUGGGACAUUUUUAAUGAAGUGUCUGUGUAUGUGAGGUGUUCACAGGGUAAUCCCACAAAGGUGUCCAAUUCCAUGUGGGGAAAAUUGCAAAACAUUGUGAUGAUAAACGACCCAUGUGACGAGGUCUCAUACGUCAUACCAUUCUUUUUUGUGCUAGACAGAGAGGCAGCGUUGCCGCGCUACACUGCCCUUGCCACGUGCGUGCUGCAUGAUCUACGCGGGCAAUAUAAAGUGAAAGAAUAUUUCAAUCCUACACUUUUGAUAUUUUUGAAUGGGGCUCUGGCUCAGAGGCUUCCACCCUCGACUCUUACCCUGUCCGCCGGCGGAGAAGCAGUUAUGAGAAGAAGUCAAAGGAUUCGUGACGCAUGCGACCCGCACUUGCAAGGCGGCGAUGCGAGUUCUGGCACUGGGCUCGCAGUGAGAAAUGUGCUACCUGUGCCAGUGGAGAGCAGUGGAGCCUUCUCAUACCAUCCGGGAAGGACAGUUCGUUUGAAAGUGUUGGUGUCGGCAUCGUUUGGUGUAUCUCCUAUCUCUCCACACUUACCGAUCGUUCAGCGCAAUUUAGGCAGCCAUGUUCUCCAGGCACUGAAACUUCUUAGCGGCGUGACGCUUCACUCGUCACGCCAGGCCGUCAUCUCCGGCAGCGUAGAGCAGAAGUCCCUGCUGCAGCCUCCCUUGCUCGGCCGUGACCGGCUGUCGUCGCAAGGGCCACGGCCCCAGUUGGACCAGGGGCGGAUCCAGCCGAUCUUUUUGAAGGCGACCAUCCCAGAUUUAGUAUGCAUGUCACAGCAUUCAAUAGUGCUCGUGGACCUGUUACUCAAACACAAAACCAGAGAAGUAGAGAAGAAUAUUCAACAACAACAACAACAAAAAACUGACUUGCAAGGAGUCCAAGAUGUGACCAAGGAAACAAAUAAGGGGAUGAAAAUCACAGAUUUCCACCAAUCCGAAAGGAAUUACUUUUAUACUGACAAAGAAAAUGCCAAGUUUGAUUGCAGAAGAGUAUUACAGGCUAACAUCCCUACAUUAUCAAGAGGCCCUGCAAAAGAAUGGACAUUGGAUGGCAUUAAUUUCAGAACAUCAAAGCUGCCUCAUUUCAACCUGAGAAACCAUUACUUUAUAUGGUUUGGAUGUUUGGCCACAGCCAAAGGGCACUCAAUUAUGCCAAGCACCAAAGAUGCACAUAAGACUCACACUGGACAUAAGAAGUUAGAGGAUGAGGAACACAGAAAAGAGGAUAUGAGUGCAUUCAUCUGUAAAAGUAAAAAAGUUACCAGAAGUCAUUGGUCUUGUAACACGCAGUAUUUCUCUCUUUACCACACUCUUGGAACAUUAGGCAAUCCUGAGAGAAAUCCUGUUAUAAGACCAAUUACUUCUGGGACAUCCAACAUUUAA
Gryllus bimaculatus (two-spotted cricket) is the source of this 1437-nucleotide messenger RNA. NCBI's taxonomy places the organism in Eukaryota, Metazoa, Arthropoda, Insecta, Orthoptera, Gryllidae. The record is from the annotation of a GenBank genome assembly.